Messenger RNA from Solea senegalensis (Senegalese sole), 1187 nucleotides. RefSeq lists its product as uncharacterized. The transcript is spliced from 2 exons. The record is from RefSeq and is a predicted model, not a curated record. Lineage: Eukaryota; Metazoa; Chordata; Actinopteri; Pleuronectiformes; Soleidae. The coding region runs from base 1 to 714 and encodes 237 amino acids.
AUGACCACGCUUCUCACUCCAUCUGAACAAUUAAUGAGGGAGAUCAGCUCACAUUUAGCUACUACUGCGGACGUGAUUCCCUCUGUUGUGGCACUGAAACGUUUGUUGAGCAGGGCAGCUGACACAGACAGUGGGGUCCGCACAGCAAAGGACACUUCACUGGAAGCUGUGAACCAGCGAUUUGGAAGCGCUUUCUCUGAGCCGCUUUACUACUUGGCAACGAUCCUUGACCCCAGGUACAAAGACCGUUAUUUUGACACAGUCACCAAGCAAGCAGCGAUAAAUAUGCUCCAGAAGCAAGUGGACAAAAUGACACACAGCAAAACAGCUAUGGAGACACCGGACACAGAAGAACCACAAGAGCAGAAGGGAAGAACAAGCAACGAGGGUGGAAAGUCGCUGCUUGACAUGCAUGAUGAAAUUCUGGAGGAACAUUCUAUCAUGGAACUGCAAGCCGGCCUGACAAGCAACCCAAAUGUGCAGAGGAAACAGCCAUCAAAGCUGAAGUCCAAACGGUUACAAGGUAUAGGAGAGCUGGAUGGGUACCUUGCCUGUGUCUCAAACCAGAUGGAUCUGCUGAACUCAUUUCCACACAUCAAAAAACUUUGUCUCAAACUCAACACUGGCCUGCCCACCUCAGCCCCAUGUGAGCGUCUUUUCAGCUGUGCAGGACUGCUUUUCACUGCAAAGCUAACUAAGGAUGAACUCUACUAAUUUUGAAGACUAACUGCUGCUCAAACUUAACAGGAAAUUCAGAGUAGUAAUCUAAAGAUGGACAAAGACAUGAUAUGUUUAGAUGUUUGUCAAGAGAAAUCACAACGCAAUUAAGAGAAAUCACAAUUUCAUUUACUUCUACUGGAAGAGACAAGACAAACGAGCCGGUACUUUCCAUCACUCAUGAUCAUAUUAUCAGGAACAUUAACAACGUGUUAAUAGUAGUUUUAUAACUCAAGAUUCUUUUCACUCAAACUGUCUUCAACUCUAAUUCAUGUGUUCACAUUUAUCAGUAACUUUAUGAACCAACAAGCAUCCUCCCCAGGAAUCAGUGGUGAAGUGACCGCAGUCACAGCUCCAGUCCACACAGUCAUCUGUGUCACGAUGUCCGGGACUGAACAAAGUGAUAGUGGAUAGGAGUGGAGCAUGUCAGUCUCCUCUCCUCAAUGAAUCCACACAGCAGCUCGUUAAUA